This is a messenger RNA of Piliocolobus tephrosceles (Ugandan red Colobus), 2740 nucleotides long. RefSeq names its product zinc finger protein 222. The record is from RefSeq and is a predicted model, not a curated record. Gene Ontology annotation, biological process: regulation of transcription by RNA polymerase II. The transcript has 2 exons. Gene Ontology annotation, molecular function: RNA polymerase II cis-regulatory region sequence-specific DNA binding; DNA-binding transcription factor activity, RNA polymerase II-specific. Gene Ontology annotation, cellular component: nucleus. Lineage: Eukaryota; Metazoa; Chordata; Mammalia; Primates; Cercopithecidae. Bases 1471 to 2664 code for a protein of 397 amino acids.
GACCUGAAAGGAAUUGGGAAACUGCUCUCAAAAUAGAAACCUCCCAAAGGAUACUCUCCCUUCUCUCUAAAGACUCCUUAUUUAUAAGUGACAGCAUAUUAAAUAUAUCCAUGUACUACUGUGUACUGACAGGUACAUACUUACCAAUUAAUAUUUUCCAAGAUUCUUUCCAUUGGAAAAAUUUGGAAGUUAUCUUUCCAUUGGAAAAAUUUACCUAAUUCGGGACUUGGUAAUAUCCUGACAAAGUUCUAAACAUUUUGUGAGCAUGAGCCAUAGUAAGAAACACACCUUUCAAUGUAACCCAGACAAACAUUUUUCAUGUGUGUAGAUGUGUGUGAGUGGCUUUAGUAAGCAAUUCAUGUAAUGACAUUUUUCCUGCUUGUCAUAACGCUGCAAUAAUUUUCAUUCUAGUUCUUUUUUUGUAAAUGUUUAUUGUGGGUUUUAACUUUAUUUCAGCUCACUGAGGCAUAGUCUUGAGUAUAAAAAGUUAUAAAGCCUGUUUACGUCAUAGGCUUUCUUUUCAUUCCACAUGAUUCUUAACAACUUUGAUCGUCUGCUCAGGAGCAUCCCCCUUUGUGGACCCCUGGAAGGACAACCUUUCAGGUUCCCCUCAGAACUACAGUUGUCUGUCCCUGUACUCUUUCAGAUAACCAAGUUACUGUCCAUAUCAAAACAGAAAAAUAAGAUUAAGUGUUUUUAUACAUGUAUAAAAUUAUUGUGGGGGAAUACUUUGAAUGUAUAGAUAUUAAACACUCUGAGGUGUUUGGUGUUUAGCAUUGUGAACAGUUCAACCAACUAUGAAGUUUAGUGGAACAUUUUACAGAGGACUGCUCUCACUUCACAUCAGGUGAACAUCGGCAGCUUUUCAAAACUAUCUUCAUGUUUAGUAAUUUGCUAGAAAGACUCUUAGAAUUCACUGAAUGCUUUUAUCCUCACAGUUACUGAUUCUUACAGGGAAAACAUGCAUAUUAUAGUUAACCAAGAGAGAAACCAAAUAAGAUAGAGUCCAGGGAAGUACCAAAUCCUUAUUUUCUAUUGUAUUCUCCCAGUGGAGUGGGGUAUGUUACAUUGCCAGGAUUAGCAUGUGACUUAGACACAGAUAACUCCCAAUCAGGGAAACUUACCUGAGUGCUGGGAUCCAGAGUAAUUAUUGGGGCUCCAUUACAUAGCCAUAAUUGGUUGGUUGAUUCCCAUGUGGUUAUUUAGUCUCCUGGUUCACUGAUUCCCUGUGAGGUAAAGCCCCUCCAUGAAUCACACUGAUGUUCUUUCUGAUGUGAGGAGUGCCACCCCCCAUGCGCCAAAGGAGUGGCCAGUCACAACCCUAAAUAAUAUUGUUUCACUAUCCAGAGUUACCCAGGUUUUACCUUCAAGCAAAGAGACUCCCCUCAGGCGUGACACUGCAAGAUCCUAGAGAUUACCUCUCAGAUGCUGACAACGUCCUGACCUCUUUCAAGCAAAAUCCAAACUGAAAUGGAGACUGUUCCAGAAGCAGGAACACAUGAAGAAUUUUCCUGCAAGCAAAUUUGGGAACAAAUUGCAAGUGACUUAACCAGGUCUCAAGAUUCCACCAUAAAUAACUCUCAGUUAUUUGAACAAGAUGACGGCUCCUCCCAGAUUGAGGAAAGACUAUCUAGAGUUCACACAAGAGAAAAACCUUCCCAGGGUGGAAAGUGUAAACAGUCCUUCAAUGAUGUUUCCAUCUUUAAUCUUCCUCAGCAGUUAUAUUCCGGAGAGAAGUCUCAUACCUGUGAUGAGUGUGGAAAAAGCUUCUGUUACAUCUCAGCCCUUCAUAUUCAUCAGAGAGUCCACAUGGGAGUGAAAUGCUAUAAGUGUGAUGUGUGUGGUAAGGAAUUUAGUCAGAGUUCACGUCUGCAAACUCAUCAGAGAGUCCACACUGGAGAGAAACCAUUCAAAUGUGAGCAGUGUGGGAAAGGCUUCAGAUGUAGAUCAGCGCUUAAAGUUCAUUGCAAAUUACACACGAGAGAGAAACCUUAUAAUUGUGAGAAAUGUGGGAAGGCCUUCAUGCACAAUUUCCAGCUUCAGAAACAUCAGAGAAUUCAUACUGGGGAGAAGCCAUUCAAAUGUGAAAUAUGUGGUAAGAGCUUCUGUCUUAGGUCAAGUCUUAAUAGGCAUUGCAUGGUUCACACAGCAGAGAAACUGUACAAAUCUGAAAAGUAUGGAAGAGGUUUCAUUGAUAGGCUAGAUUUGCAUAAGCAUCAGAUGAUUCAUAUGGGACAGAAACCAUAUAAUUGUAAAGAAUGUGGGAAGAGCUUCAAAUGGUCCUCAUAUCUUUUGGUCCAUCAACGAGUCCACACUGGAGAAAAGCCAUACAAAUGUGAGGAGUGUGGGAAGGGCUACAUUAGUAAAUCAGGUCUUGACUUCCACCAUAGAACCCACACGGGAGAGAGAUCUUAUAACUGUGAUAACUGUGGGAAGAGCUUUAGACAUGCUUCUAGUAUUUUGAAUCAUAAGAAACUCCACUGCCGAAGAAAACCAUUGGAAUGUGAAGACUGUGGAAAGAGGCUUGUACACCGGUCAUACUGUAAAGAUCAACAAAGAGACUACAGUGGAGAAAACCCAUCCAAAUGUGAGGACUGUGGGAAGCGCUACAAGAGGCGCUUGAAUUUGGAUAUAAUUUUAUCAUUAUUUUUAAAUGACAUAUAAAUUUUACAUGUUUGUGGAGUGUGAAAUUUGAUGCAUGUAUAUAAUGUAUGCUGAUUAAAUCAGUUUAAUUUGUGUA